GUAUGAGUCAGUCAGUCUCCAGCCACCCUGAGGAGAGGCAGUCGUGUGAAGCUUGAUGAAGAGCAGCUGCAUGGCUCAGCCAUUCGGUCUGAGAAAGUACAACAAGUCAUUCAACAAGUCCCACAACUACAACAAGACCCAUAACAACAGGAAGACCCACAACUACAGGAAGAGCAGCAACAGGAAAACCCACAACAGGAAUACUCACAACAAGUAUACUCACAGCUACAAAAAGGUCCACAACUACAGUGAAUUCCACAAAUGUGUCAAUGAGACCCACUCAUGAACCAGCAUCACCCAGAGUCUCCACCUUGACUCCUACAACACCAGUACAUAUGGAAACUUACAAACCAGAUUGGAAUAACUCUGUGAUAUCCUCGAAUGACUCUUGGAAUAAUUACACUGAAUCAAUCCCUUCACUGAAUCCACCAGUGAAAAUGACUAAGGACAUGCCUCUUGGCUACGUCAUUGCUGCCUUCAUGGUGAUGCUGUAUGUGGGUGCCCUGGCUCUCAUGCGUUAGUAGCACCUGUGGAACCUUGGUGAAGACAAUGUCUUGGUGAAGACAAUUCAAUACCGUCCUUUCCCUACACCAUGAGUACCAGUGGUCCUCUGAGGGAACUUCUGCCUGAGAUUGGAAAGACAACAAGUUUUGACAGCACAAUCAACCUUUAUAGCUCCAGGAUUAUUUUCUGUGUCUAUUUCUCCAGCAGUGGUGGAGAGGGUGACAUCCAGUAUCAUCCUAUUUCUUACCUCAGCAUUGACUCAGGCUCUCCACUCACUGCAGCACAUUUGCUCAAACAUGAACAUUUUAGAAUGCUGUUUAGAAUGCUGUGUGUCCUUUAUGUCAAUAAAGUCAUUGUUAAUACA
Mesocricetus auratus (golden hamster) is the source of this 868-nucleotide messenger RNA. RefSeq names its product hepatitis A virus cellular receptor 1 homolog. The transcript is spliced from 5 exons. Bases 270 to 521 code for a protein of 83 amino acids. The record is from RefSeq and is a predicted model, not a curated record. Lineage: Eukaryota; Metazoa; Chordata; Mammalia; Rodentia; Cricetidae.